UUCUUUCCAAGCUCCUUAGACCUAAACUCCGCUACUGUAGCCCUGUGAGUAACAGCGUUCGCUAAUCCGUGGUGUUUUGCCGUUUUCUUACAUCAGGAAAGGUCACGUUGCGCGAUAACUGUCCACAGACUCGGUGCUGUCAUGAUUUUUGUGAAAUCUUUUUUUUUACUUUCGGUCAGCGCCCUGCUCGUGGGGAUUUUUCUCCGUGUGGCAAUACCCCCGGCGGUGUCCCAACAGGCUGUAGCAACGCUUGUCGCGUUGAAGUGGGGGGGGGGGGGGGGGCGGACACACGAGAUUUUUCACCCCUCCUUCGGCAAAGCGGCCCCCCCCCACACACCCUGUAAAAAACGCUGGUGGCGAGUAACCAGCCCGGCGGCUCGGCCACCGCCGUGCCCGGGGGCAGCGCCGGGGCGGACCGGGACCGGGAGCGGGAGCGGGAGCGGGCUCGGGCCCGGGAGGUGCGGAGGGGGUUGCGGGGGGGGGGCCCGGGCCCUGGGCCCGGCCGGCUGUGGGCCAAUCGGCUCGUCUCCGCGCACUCCCCGCCCCGUUCUCCCCAUGUGCAGAAAUAGCCCCGCCGCCACCGGCAGCCGCUUUCCGCGGGGCGGGCGGGCGGGCGGGCGGCGGAGCAUCCCCGGGCGGAGCGGCGGAGGGCCCGUCCCGUCCCGUCCCGUCCCGUCCCGUCCCGUUCCGAUCCGGUCCCGUCCCGUCCCGCUGCUUUUCCCGAAGCGCCGGCGGAUGGCCCCGCGGCGGGCGGAGCAGCAGCAGCCGGUCCCGGCGGUUUUCGGUGCUCGGUGGAUUCGGUGACCGGCGGCAGCGCGGCCGCGGAUGUCCCCGCUCCGGGGACCGGGCGGUGCGGGCAGCGGGGGGCCGCGACCCGGGGCUCGCCGCGCCCCUCCGGUCCCCCCCGCCGCCCCGGUGGCCGGGCGGGAGGCGGCGGUGAGCCCGGCCAUGGGUGUUUCUCGCCGGGAAGCGCCGCUGCCCCGUGGGCUGUUGGUACCUGCGGCCGGCGGGCCGGUGGAAAGUCCCUUUUUCUCAUGAACGGUUCUAGCUCCUCGCCCCGGGCCCUCGCCAUGGACACUAUGAAAACCACCUAUAUCGUGCUGGAACUGAUCAUCGCCGUGCUGUCUAUCGCCGGCAACGUGCUGGUCUGCUGGGCCGUGGCCAUCAACAGUACCUUGAAGAACGCGACCAACUAUUUCCUGGUGUCCCUGGCGGUGGCCGAUAUUGCCGUGGGGUUGCUAGCCAUCCCUUUCGCCAUCACCAUCAGCAUCGGAUUCCAGGUGGAUUUUCACAGCUGCCUCUUCUUCGCCUGCUUCGUGCUGGUGCUCACCCAAAGCUCCAUCUUCAGCUUGCUGGCGGUGGCCAUCGACAGGUACCUGGCUAUUAAGAUCCCGCUGAGGUAUAAUAGUCUGGUGACUGGCAAGCGGGCAAGAGGACUCAUCGCUGUGCUGUGGCUCCUGUCCUUUGGAAUUGGACUGACGCCGCUUAUGGGCUGGAACAAAGCCAUGAGCGGUUGCCCCAACACCACCAACGAGACAGGGGCUGACACUGGGACAGAGCACCAUGGCUGUUUCAUCUCAUGCCUCUUUGAGAAUGUGGUAACGAUGAGCUACAUGGUGUACUUCAACUUCUUCGGCUGCGUGCUGCUUCCACUUGCUAUCAUGCUGGGAAUCUACAUUAAGAUAUUCAUGGUCGCCUGCAAACAGUUGCAUCAGAUCGAACUGAUGGGGAACUCCAGGACCACACUGCAGAAGGAGAUCCACGCAGCCAAGUCUCUGGCCAUCAUUGUAGGACUUUUUGCCUUUUGUUGGCUGCCCCUGCAUAUCUUGAACUGCAUCACUCACUUCCAUGAGGAGUUCUCCAAAUCCAAGCCUGAGUGGGUGAUGUAUAUGGCCAUCAUCCUCUCCCAUGCCAACUCCGUCAUCAAUCCCAUCAUCUACGCCUACAGGAUCAGGGACUUCCGCUACACCUUUCGCAAGAUCAUUUCCAAGAUCCUCUGCAAGACGGAUGGCUUCCCCAAGUGCCCCACUGACAACAACCAGCACCUGACUGUCUCCAACAUUAACUCUCCGGUAGCCUCUGUGACCAUAUGACCUUGCACGUCCUGCUCCUAGGAUUUUGCAGUCUGUCCCUGACACUACCCUUCCCUGUGCCUAUGUGAACAGUUACAGCUAACUCCUCUAGGAGUGCUCGGAGAUGACCACUAUGCAGUUAUGCAGCUGUAAUUUUUUUUUUUAUUUUUGUAAUUAACAUAGUGCCUCCUAGAGGAAUAACCUGACCGGGAGAUUGAGUGCAGCUCACCCUCGACUGUAAAGCCAGGUUGCGUGAGUGCUGGUAAUCGUAUUGAGUUUCCUUUCCAGGUCAGACAUUGACUGUGGAAGCCCCACCUUCUGGGGGGUGUUUCCCUAAUUGUGCUGCUCACGUCAAGUCCUAGGAUCUUUAUUUUAAAUAUUAUUAUUUUUUUUUUAAUCUUUUGAUUCAUUUAGGAGUAAUAAUUUUGUGUCUGUUUUUGAGUUGUUCUUUUAAGUCCAUACUUGACAGCACUUUGGUAAUACCCUAAUUAAUUAUUCCAUCAAUUGUUUGAUGCAGCUAGUAUUCUCUGAUGGGAAAAAGUCUUACUUAGCCCUGUUGCUGGUGUGAAACUGAAUCUGCGUUCCAGGCUCUGAGGGACGUGACCGUGUUGAUGGGAAAACAAGAUCAGAACUGGCCAGCUAUUUUUGGCCCCAGUAUGGAAGGCCUACUUACUGAAAGAGAAAAAUUUUAGAUAAGAGUUGACUGAAGUUUUAGAAUAGCAGUUUCAUUGCCUCUAAAUCACUUUGGUCCACAGGAUUGUGCAGACCAAUGCUUCAGGUUUGAUUUCAAAUCUGUUUCCAGCUAUCAAAAUGCAAAAGGCAGAAGUGCCCUAAUAGUCCUAGCUAGUCUGAUCCAGAGUCAUCGAGGUUAGUGCAAACACUCCCUUGGUGACAUGAUCUCUACAAUUAGGUUUUUGCUCCCAAGACAAAACUUGACAGCCUUGCAGUGCUUCCAGAAGUGCAGGUUUUUUUUUUAGCUGUGAUUGCUGGAUGCUGCAGCUUGCCUGAUUCCUAAAACUUGGUCUUGCGGGGGUUCUUCUGUAGCCCAGUAACCCCCAGAAGCUGUGAGUGCUUUUUUUUCUAAUAGCGAUUUUUUUUUUUUUUAAAUUUUUUUUAACCCUGACCUGCAUCAGUAGCAAAAGAGACUGGAAGGGAGCUAAGAAGCUAGAAUGCCUUAACUGGCGACCUGAUUUUGGCCAAGCUCUUUGGGGAAGAAGCUCACCUCGCAGAUUGUCUAGCCUGGCCUCUGCAGUUCGCCACGGAGUCCUGGCCCUUUGUAAGGACAAAGCCCACUCACCAGUGAAGCAGACUUAAUUAAUUUGCACUGCAAGUUAAUAACUCUCUGCAACCACAGCUCAGUAAUUACCGCACUUGAUUUCAUAUGUAACUGUGAUAGGCAAAACUAGACAAAGGUAGAAGGAAGAGUGCAUUAAUAGCUGAAGUACAAGCUCCACUUCUCCAGACUGCAUGACGGCACGUGCACUGCUGUAAAUGAACCAGUGUUUCUGGCAUGCCUUUUAUUUAGCAGGGCACUUUCAUUCCACAACUGAGAGGAACAGGGAGGGGAGUCAGAAAAACACCAAACAGCCUCCCUCCUUCGUGCCCAAAAGCCAACUGGUACAGAGACACAGCUGUUCUUGACUAGUUCAGACCUGCCAUCACGUUGUGGCCCUCCUACAAACGGGAGUCUUGCCUGAAGGUCCUUACGUGGUAAAGUGGUACCACCUCUCUCCGAAGCGCUCAAUGUCAGCAGCAUCACCAUGUGACCAGCGAGAAGCUGGAGUGCAAGGAUGUGUAUUAAAUGUGGUUUUCAGUGGUAACGCAUGCAGGGGGAGAGAUAGGGAGCAGGCCUUUUAGAGCCAGGUGGCAGGGAAGGAAGUUUAAACACAGCCAGUUCCUGAAGAACAGGUCCAGUGGACAGACUGUGAUGCCUGGAGCAGUUUGUCCCUGAUAAAUUGUACUUGAAUCACAUAGAAAACAGCUAUCUAUUUUUUUAACUGCAUUGCACUAAAAGGGGGGUAAUAUAAGACCCCAAGAGUUUCAUUUCUCUGGCGUAUAUAAUGACAAAUAUGGUGUAAAAUCAGCUGAAAGGCUGAAGAAAUGCUGUUCCUGCAGCAUCUGCUAAGCCAGCUGGCAUGACCUGCAGGCAGCAGCUGCAGGUAUGACUUGGGGCCCACCAUGCGAACAGAGAAUGGUUCACUAGGAGGGAUGGAUUUUGCUACCGUGUGUGUAGCAGCCCAGCCGUAAGAGCCAGCCCCAAACCUGGGUGAAUCACCAGUAAGCUCUGAAUGGGUUUGUACACGUUUAUGCAAUGUCCAAAUUUAGCUACAGCUCAGUAUCUCAGAUACUGGCAUUUCCAAGAAGAAUCUGAAUAGUUAAAGUUACUGUCCCAAGUGUUUCUCCUUUAACAGCCCCAUUCAGCUUUGCUGCAUCUGCCUUGGUCAUAGUCCAGCUAGCACAUGUAGCCACCUCCUGCCAUUUGGGCAGGGUUUGACUCUCUCCUCCUUUCAUUCCUCCCCUUCGGUAUUAUCUUUGGCUGUGUUCCUUCUGUUAAUCAUGGCUGGAAACAAGCAGGGUUUCACCUGCAGGUCUGGCAGUGUUACAAAGUGGUUGCAAGCCACAUCUAUCCUUACAACAAAGAAUGUAAUCUCUCCCCUCCUGCUGGCUGAAAAUGAACCAAACUCUGGACAGCACGAACAGACUGAAACACACAGCGCUGCAAUACAGAGAGAGCCGGUCCCAGAACACUUACUGGUAUGCGACAGCUUGCACUGCAGCUCGGCAUCCACGACUGCUACCUUUCACAUGCCUCUUAUGAGCCAGAAUUCCUGCAGACAGAUGUGGCGUAUCCUUAGUAUGACUGUGCCAUUGGGUUGUUAGCCAUUAUUAACUACGGCCUGAGUCACCACGGUCUUUAGGCACAUUAAGUGCCUUUGUGGAUCUGAGCCAAAGUAAUUUCAAGGCAAAAUAAAAAUAGGACACCUCCCCUGCCCCCCCUGAAAAGAAAGCUCUGAUGGUUUCUAUAAAAAUGUGAAGUCAAAAUGGCAGAGGAACUUUCUGCAGCAAGUGCAGCUAUAGCUAUUCAGCUAUCACUCAUUACUGCUCUGAUGUACAUAGGAUGGAUGUGUUUUCCUCACGUUGCUCAGAUUUUGUAUUUGCAGUAACUGUUAUUUACAUACAGAACGCUUAAUUUACCACCUA
Messenger RNA from Aquila chrysaetos chrysaetos, 5273 nucleotides. It is a transcript of the gene ADORA2B, whose product is annotated as adenosine A2b receptor. Lineage: Eukaryota; Metazoa; Chordata; Aves; Accipitriformes; Accipitridae. The record is from RefSeq and is a predicted model, not a curated record. The transcript has 2 exons. Gene Ontology annotation, molecular function: G protein-coupled adenosine receptor activity. Bases 1035 to 2093 code for a protein of 352 amino acids. Gene Ontology annotation, cellular component: membrane. Gene Ontology annotation, biological process: adenylate cyclase-activating G protein-coupled receptor signaling pathway; G protein-coupled adenosine receptor signaling pathway; vasodilation.